AUGUAUAACCGCGACUCCAAGCUCAUGCGCAAGCUGCUCGGCAAGGGCGCCGCCGACCCGGACCCCGUCCCGCCGCCGACCUACCGGCCCCCCAAGUCGCAGAACGCCGUCUAUCCCGCCGGCGUGCCCGUCGCCUGCUUUGAUGUCGCGCCCGACCGCCGCGCCGCCGUCCUCGCUGGCCCCCACGUCCUCAAGACGGUCGUUCUCGAGCCCAGCUUCUCCGUCUCCCAGGGCGUCGACGUCCGCGCCGCCAUCACCACCCGCCAGCCCGCCGGCGGUGUCGCGGCGGACCAGCUCAACAUCCGCGACGCCAAGUGGCACGGCAACUCGUCGACCAUCUUCACCGCCUGCGCCGGUGGCAAGAUCUUUGCCUACGAUGUCGCCCGCCUCGGCGCUGGCUCUGCGUCGGAGCCCAUCGAAUACAUCCAGAUGCAGGAAGACUCGCGCCAGGUCAACACGCUCGACGUAAACCCUCACCUCAAGAGCUGGGUCCUGUCGGGCAGCCAGGACGGCGCCGCCCGCGUCUUCGACGCUUCGACGCCCAUCCAGAACCGCUCCGGCGUCCUCACCUUUCGCCAGCGCUUCGCCCCGCUGCGCUGCAUCGAGUCCGUCCGUCAGGUCAAGUGGUCGCCACGCGUCGGCCACGAGAUGGCCUGCUGCACCGACGGCGGCAUCGUCCUCAAGUGGGACGUCCGCCAGCCCUCGCGGCCCUUGCUGCGCAUCAACGCCCACGAAAAGGGCUGCUCCGCCAUCGCCUGGCACCCGGACGGCAUCCACCUCAUGAGCGCCGGCGCCGACACCAAGAUGCACGUCUGGGACCUCGGGCCCUCGGCCGACAAGCGCCAGAAACCAAAGUUCACCAUCUCCACCCCGGCCCCCGUCGUCGCCGUCGCCUGGCGGCCCGGCCUCUGGUCCACCACUGCCCAGACGCGCCGCCUGGCCCAGGUCGCCGUGAGCUACGACGAGACUAGCAAUCGUCGCUACGGCACCUCGGCCGUGCACAUCUGGGACCUCGCCCGCCCGACCAUGCCCUACAAGGAGAUUGAGCGCUUCGAGAGCUCGCCCUCGGCGCUCGCCUGGCAGGACCGCGAUAUGCUCUGGACCGUGGGGCCUGACGGCAUGUUCAACCAGUGCGAUGUGGCGUUUGCGCCGCGCGUGCUGGAUCGCCAGUCGACGUCGGCCAUGGCCUUUUCCUCACGCGGCGACGUCGUCAUGUUCCUCGACGAGCGGCCUCAGUCGCAGCGCCCGCGUCCCUCAGUCGUCCACGAGCCCGAGAUUCACCGUCAGACGUACAGCUCGAGCCCCAACGCCCCGGUGCUUAGCGUCAGCCGCAGUGACUCUGAGGACGAGGUCAUGGGCACGUUCCUCGGGCCGCGUCGCAGGCACAGGCGCCGCCUGAGCGGCAGGCAGCUCAGUACGACCCCGCCGGGCGCCGAGGACAAGCUACUCAACCUCGAGCAGUCUGUCAGCGUGACGGGCGUGUUUAAGACGCAGCAGGCUAUGGCGUCUGGCCGCAUUCCGGCAGCGAAGCCGGUGCAUCUAUAUCAGUACCUGUCGGGAGCGUACCUGGAGACGCUCCAUAAAGAGCUGCCGCACGUCGAGGGCAAGCCACUGGUCGAGAGGGUCGGUAAGAUCAUGGAGCAAUUUGCGCGAGCCGCGGAGACCGCGACCAUGUACCGCCUGGCGCAGACGUGGAGGAUCCUCGCGUACGCCAUGACCCUGUUGCUGAACAGACGGGCGCAGUACCAUCUCGAGUGCCGCGUGGGACAGUUUCAGAAGCUGCCGAGCGAAGACCGGGUUCGGCUGAGGCUGCCCGACGCCCACGGUGGCGAAGAGACCCCACGAAGGCCGUCGACGCAGCGGGGAAGCAUCGACGGCCGAUUCCUCUCGCGAUCGCUGCUGGCCGAGGAAAUCGAGAGCACGUCCAACGUGCCGACGCCCGUGGCGCGGCCCGCCGACGACAUCGCCACGGGUCACCACGAGGCAUACGAGUACGGCCGCAAGCUGACGCCCAUUGUCGAGCCGGAGAGCCUCAACCUCGGGCCGGCCGCCCAUGGCUCGUUCAGGGAGAGCCCCCGCCGGCGCCUCGACUCGGGGCCAAUCUCCGAGACGAGCCACGACAGCGAGCACUCGCAGACGUCGUACACCGAGGGCUACGACUUUUACGACGCAGAGGUGCUCGCCAAGGCCAUCGACGUGCCGAUGCCGCGGUACAGGGGCCGCACGGUGCGGCACGACUCGGACGAGAGCUUUGGGCAGAUGUUUUCCAUCUCGGAAGGGAAGCGGUCUGCAAGGAGCGGCUCGAGCGGCGACGUCUUUGCCAAGCCGAUUGCGAGGCAGGAGUCGGCGUUGGAGCGGUCGAGCGCGUCGAGCGUCGACAACGACAGCCGGCGCCAGUCGCCGACAAAGUACAGAAAGGACUCGUCCGACGAGAUGUUUAUGAUUUCGCAGACGACCAAGUCAGACGAGUACCCGUCGCAGUCGUUCACCGACUCGGACCGCAAGCCGUCGGACGCGCCCGAGGUGGAGACGAACCGGUCGCACAGCCCGUCCAAGCCGGCCGUGUCGCCCAAGCACUACCCCCGCAAGCACGUUAUCGAGACGGACUACCUCCCGUGGGACGACGACCCCCUGUACCCGUUCCCGUUGACGGACAAGGACGCCCUCUCGUCGCCGCUGGAUCCCUACGCGCUCCUCACGCGGGCGCUCGAGUUCGAAACGCGCACGUCGGCACUCAAUGCAUCGGCCAUGGUGCUGCUGCUCAAGCCGCUCGUCCCCGAGUCCGUCAUCGACGGUCACCGCGCCAGCGCCAUCCUGCGGCAGCACCACUCCCGCCUCGCGCGCAUGAGCCUCUUCGUCGAGGCGGCCCUGCUGCGCAACCUCUGCGUCAAGGGCUGGCCGGCUGGGCUGCCCGACUGGGGCGACAACUACACGGCCAUCUUCGGUCCCGCCCAGCAGGGGGUCAAGGUCGGGUUGUUUUGCCCGUCCUGUCGCAAGCCGCACGAGGUGGACCCGGCACGGGGCAGCGAGGCCGUGUGGACAUGCGAGCGGUGCCGCGCCGCCAUGGGCCCGUGUGCGGUUUGCGGCCAUCGCGAGCCGGAGCGACCGGCGGACAUACCGGACGAGAUUGCCGACGCGCCUGGGCCGAAAGACACCUGGCUCGAGGGCUGGUGGUUCUGCCCCGGGUGCGCGCAUGGCGGUCACGCCUCCUGUCUCCAGACGUGGCACGCAGCGCUGGACCCGGCCCCGUCGAGCGACCCGUCGGGCAAGUACAGCGACGGAUGCUGUCCCUCGGACGGCUGCGGGCACGCCUGCCUCCCGGGCCGGUAUCGCGGCGAGACGACGACGCAGCGCGCCGAGGACGUCAGCCGGGCGGCCGUCGACGCGGCGCGCACCCCGGAGUCGGCGCACCACGAGCGCCGUGCCAGCGGUGCCUUCUACAACCGGUCCAACAACAACAGCCGCAGCAACAGCCGUCGCACGAGCCCCGCGCGGAGCAGCAACAAUCCCCCUGGCCUCGACCGCGCCGGCGGCGGGCCUGCCGCCAACGUCAAGAGCGACGGAAACGACGUCCCGCAAAGCAAGGCUGUUGGCAUGGCCCGCGAGGCCCUUAUGGGUGGCGGCAAGGGCGCGUCGGCGUCGCCCGCGGGCGGGAUCCUCAGCUCAAGCCCUGGAAGCGCACGACAGAUCGGCACGCCUGGGUCGGAGCGGGAGCGCAGGAAGAGCGUCAAGUUUGCACGCACGGACAGAACGUAG
Messenger RNA from Purpureocillium lilacinum, 3756 nucleotides. RefSeq names its product SEA (Seh1-associated) complex subunit. Gene Ontology annotation, biological process: positive regulation of macroautophagy; positive regulation of TORC1 signaling. NCBI's taxonomy places the organism in Eukaryota, Fungi, Ascomycota, Sordariomycetes, Hypocreales, Ophiocordycipitaceae. The record is from RefSeq and is a predicted model, not a curated record. Gene Ontology annotation, cellular component: cytosol; vacuolar membrane; GATOR2 complex. Gene Ontology annotation, molecular function: protein binding.